Messenger RNA from Mercurialis annua (annual mercury), 3408 nucleotides. RefSeq names its product serine/threonine-protein kinase EDR1. NCBI's taxonomy places the organism in Eukaryota, Viridiplantae, Streptophyta, Magnoliopsida, Malpighiales, Euphorbiaceae. Bases 172 to 3168 code for a protein of 998 amino acids. Gene Ontology annotation, molecular function: heme binding; peroxidase activity; protein kinase activity. Gene Ontology annotation, biological process: protein phosphorylation; response to oxidative stress. The transcript is spliced from 13 exons. The record is from RefSeq and is a predicted model, not a curated record.
CGUUUUUGUUACCGGCUAACACAUUUACUCCUUCACUAAGUUUUCCCUCCACGACUAGACAUUAGACUAAAAUUUUCUUUUACUUUCUCGACAACCAAACAGGAGUGAAGGAUAGUGAAUUAUUUACAGAUUCUGUUAUUGAGAAAUCAAAUUGUAGAGAGAACAAAGGAAAUGAAGCACAUUUUUAAGAAGUUACAUAUCGGAAGUAAUCACGAGCCAAACAACAACAACCGAUCAAACGAAACACUAUCAUCAUCGCCGUCGCAGUUAUACACCUCCGAUCACCACCGUCUCGCUUCCACAGGAAAUGAUCUAGCGACUCCUCCGUCGACGUCAUCGCCAUCGCCACCGGCAACAACUAAUUCCAUCUCGAAUUUUAGUAACAGUAGUAAUAAAAAUAACGGUACGGACGAUUUCUUGAUAUCGGAGGAGGAAUACCAGCUGCAGAUAGCGCUAGCACUGAGCGCGUCGAAAUCGGAGAAUAGAGAAGAUCAUGAAAUUGAUCAGAUCCGUACGGCGACGCUUCUGAGUUUGGGAGGGAAUCAUCAGAGUCAUAAUUAUGAUCAUAAUUAUAAUCAUCGGAUGGAUAUGGUUAGGGAUAAAGGAGGAGAGGUUUCUGCUGCUGCUGCUGCUGAAGCUUUAUCGAGGCAGUAUUGGGAAUACAAUGUCCUUGACUAUGAGGAGAAAGUAGUGGAUGGUUUUUAUGAUGUGUUCUCCACAAGUCCAAUAGUCCAAGGAAAAAUGCCAUCUCUCACAGAAUUAGAAACAAGCCCUGAAAAUUCUGGUGUUGAAGCAGUAGUUGUCAACCGAGCAAUUGAUAAUGCAUUAGAAGAGUUGUUGCAAGUUGCAGAAUGUAUUGCUCUAGAUUUCUCUGCUAAAAAUGUUGCCAUUCUGGUCCAACGGCUAGCAGAAUUCGUUACAGAGCAUAUGGGUGGGCCAGUAAAAGAUGCUAACAUAAUGUUGGCAAAGUGGACAGAACAUAGCUCAGAGUUGAGGAAAUCGCAUUACACAAGCUUGAUACCUAUUGGGUCCAUAAAAAUUGGAUUGUCUCGGCAUCGGGCUUUACUUUUUAAGGUGUUGGCUGACAGUAUAAAGUUCCCUUGCCGACUGGUGAAGGGUAGUCACUACACUGGUAUAGAGGAUGAUGCUAUCAACAUAAUAAAAUUAGGAGAAGACAGAGAGUUCUUGAUUGAUCUCAUGGCAGAUCCUGGGACGUUAAUUCCAGCUGAUGUUCUAAGUUCAAAAGAAACUACCUUUAAAUCAUAUAAUCCAAACAUCAGUAAAAACCCCGGGGUUCUUUCUUCUGAUGAGUCUGGAGUUGUUUAUGCUAGUUCAAGUCCUUUACUUGGUGAAGGUAGUAGUCACAACUCUUCGGUGAAUGGUAAUUUGUCACAGAAUAGAAGCUCAAGUAAUGAAACUGCAGAAUCCUCGACUUCAUUCUUUGGUGGCAGUCAUGAUGUCGGUGUUGGCUUUUCUGGAGGACCUAGUAAAGCAGCUUCUUCUAAUCAACAAGGUAAUAUAUCCUCUCUAGCUAUUGGAUCUUCUCUGUACAAGGGGAAUCGUGGAGCCCAGGAAGAUACUAUGCGGAUGAAUAUCAAUGUAGUACCAUAUGGUCAGAAUAGUUCGGAAGAUUCUAACAACCUUUUCUCAGAUCUUAAUCCAUUUCAGUUCAAAGGAACUGCUAAAAGUUUCAUGCAUAACAAACCUGCUGAGAAUAAUAUUGGGGACUUUCAUGGGCAAAGAACUAAUCUCCUUCCUGGUAGACCCCCUGCACCAUUGAUGUGGAAAAAUCGACAUGCAUACAAUGAAGUCCCUAAGAAAAAAGAAUAUGAUUAUAUGGACGGACUCUUUCCAGGCAUUAGUCGUGAACCAAAUGGCUAUAAUCAAUCAUCUUUGGCUUCGACAAGCUCAACUAUGUCAGAGAAGGUUUAUUCGCAGGGCUUACGAUUAUCCAGUAAUUUAAAUGCAUCCGGCAGAGAUGGUAAUGCAAGGAAUUCUUCAAGUGGUACCACUUCGGCUUUGGCAUCUGGAAUAAAUCAAUGCUAUAACUCUUCUUUUGUUGAGGAUGUAAACUCAAACUAUAAGGAAAAUCCUAGGGAUGCAAUCCAGAAUGACACACAAGCCAUUGUUAAAGAUAGUGAAGAUAAUGAAAUUGGUUUCCAAGAUCGUAGAAAGUGCACGCAUGACAGAUUUAUGGGGGUCAAUCUGAAACUGAAGGAACCUGAAAGUCCUAGCUCAUCAAUUGGUUCUGUCGCAGACAGGGUUCAACAAGUUAUUGAUGAUGUAGAUGUAGGUGAGUGUGAAAUUCCUUGGGAAGAUCUGGUUCUCGGUGAAAGGAUUGGACUAGGCUCGUACGGGGAGGUAUAUCAUGCUGACUGGAAUGGCACGGAGGUUGCUGUGAAGAAAUUCCUAGACCAGGAUUUCUCAGGUGCUGCUUUAGCUGAAUUCAAAAGAGAAGUGCGAAUUAUGAGGAGACUGCGCCAUCCAAAUGUUGUUCUAUUUAUGGGAGCUGUUACACGUCCCCCGAACCUCUCUAUCAUUUCGGAGUUUCUUCCUAGGGGGAGUUUAUAUCGGAUUGUUCAUCGUCCUCAUUGUCAAAUUGAUGAGAAGCGUAGAAUUAAAAUGGCUCUCGAUGUGGCGAGGGGUAUGAAUUGCUUGCAUUCCAGUAUACCAACAAUUGUUCACCGGGAUUUGAAGUCACCAAAUCUUUUGGUUGAUAAAAACUGGAAUGUCAAGGUUUGCGAUUUUGGAUUGUCUCGCUUGAAGCAUAAUACCUUUUUGUCAUCCAAAUCAACUGCAGGAACGCCUGAGUGGAUGGCACCAGAAGUUCUCCGCAAUGAACCCUCAAAUGAGAAGUGUGAUGUAUAUAGUUUUGGAGUCAUUCUUUGGGAGCUUUCAACACUAAGAUUGCCAUGGAGUGGGAUGAACCCUAUGCAAGUUGUGGGUGCAGUUGGUUUCCAGAAUCGUCGCCUCGAAAUUCCCAAGGAUAUUGACCCUCUAGUCGGAAGGAUAAUUUGGGAAUGUUGGCAGACUGAUCCAAACUCGCGUCCUUCGUUUGCAGAGCUAACAACAGCUCUGAAGCCUUUGCAGCGUCUUGUCAUCCCUGCACAUCUCGAUCUACCAAGCUCACCUCUACAGCAGGAAAUCUCAGUAAAUUCUACACCUUGAAGUGUUCCAACUAGUCAAUUGUGAAUAAUGAGAUUAUUCUUGUUUAUUUUGCUGUGUUGAAGCUAGUGUAUGUAAUUUAUAAAUUUCAAACAAAAAGAAAAGCAAAGAGAAUAGGAAAAACAACAAAAUAUUAAUAGGAGGAAAAAAAAACCAUAUAGUAGUCACUAUGUAUAUAAAGAAUGUGGUAAUAUGUGUAUUUUUUGUACAGAUGAAUGGAGAAUAUGUGGGCGGAUUGAAUAA